AAAGUAUUUUGAAAAUGCACGAUAGCAAACCACCUCCUCAAAAUACAUGACAAAAUUAUUUUUGCCCUUCAUGUUUUUUUAGGGUGGUUGCUCUGGCAACCGGCAACCAUGAUUAUGCACACACCGAACCGUGCAAAUCUAGCCCCCGCCCCCUGAGCGGACACUCAUUUCAUAUUUUUUUAAAUGUAUGUUAUUUGCAUUUACAUUGCAAGCUGUCCAGUCACAGUACAAGUAUUGGGCCGGUUCUUGUCGUUUAACGAAGUCGUACAACGUUCUGGAUCCCUAAUAUGAAGUGUGUGUUGUGAACAUAGUAUCUAGCUAGUUAGCUAACGUUAGCUGUUCAUGAAGACCGCCUAACCCUCGGUAGCUCUGGCCUUGGCUUGCACUGUCUGGUUUGCGGUUGUGGACUUGAUGAACAUCUCUUGUCCACCCUGAACCGGGCCGGGGUAACACGGAUAAGGUAAUGGACUUCCCAGGUCACUUCGACCACGUCUUCCAGCAGCUGAACUACCAGCGCGUGCAUGGCCAGCUGUGUGACUGCGUCAUCGUGGUGGGGAGCCGACACUUCAAGGCCCACCGCUCGGUGCUGGCGGCCUGUAGCACCCACUUUAGAGCCCUCUUCACCGUCGCCCAGGGAGACGCCAGCAUGAACAUGAUCCAGCUGGACAGCGAGGUGGUGACGGCGGAGGCGUUUGCCGCCCUGGUGGACAUGAUGUACACCUCCACCCUGAUGCUCGGGGAGAGCAACGUGAUGGAUGUCCUGCUGGCCGCCUCGCACCUCCACCUGAACACGGUGGUCAAGGCCUGCAAGCACUACCUGACCACGCGCACCCUGCCCAUGUCUCCCCAGGCCGAACUCCGGGCCCCGCCGCAGCAUGCCGACGGCCAGAGACACCGGCGGCAGCAGCCGGCCCCCGGGAGAGCCGCCAGCGCCGACACGCCGGGUAACGCUAACCCAGGGGCUGGCGGGAAACUGGCGGCCGACGCUAACCUGGCGGCUGACACGGCUAACUCCAGGUUCCAGCGGUCGUUCCUGCUCCAGCAGCUCGGCCUGAGCCUGGUGAGCUCCGCCCUGGGUGGGGGGGCGGAAGACGGAGGCGUCAGCGGGAGUCUCGGCGGCGUGGUGGAGCAGAGAGCCUCUUUCCCCAUCCGGCGCUUCCACAAGAGGAAGCCCGCUCUCGGCCUAUCAGAGGACCGGCCGAGGCAGAGGCCCCGCCCCUCUGGCCCCGCGGACAGUGAGGAAGGUGGUCUGCUUUCCCCUGACUCGCACAAGACGGGGGAGGAGUCCAGAAUGGAUGCAGCAAUUGCCAACCUGGUAGGGGGCGUGUCUCAUGAUGACUCACAGAUGCCUAGCCAGUCAGACGGCGGCGUCUGCGAAGGGGAGGAGCGAGGGAUGGAGGAGGGUGUGGAGAAGGAGGAUUACCUGGAUGGAGACGGGGUGGAGGUGAAGAUGAAGGAGGGAACGGAGGAGGAAGAGGAAGAGGAGGAGGGCCGGGAGCAGCAGGGACAGGUGGUGGUGAAGUGUGAGCCUCUCAGCUCCCCAGAACCAGCUGAUGACCUCACGAUCCAGGGCGGUGACCAGCUGGGACCGGGGGAAGGAGGAGCAGGGGGGGAGGAGAAGGUGGAGCUGAGCCCACAGGGCAGCGACCGUAGCCUGUCCUCCUCCGACCAGCAGGUCCUCCAGCCCAGCUCCCAGCUGCUGAUCCCCGGUCUGGGUGGUGGUGGUGGGGGAGGGGGUUUUGGGUGCAGCAGUGGCCUGGACGGGAAGAGCUUCAGUAUCUCGAGCUUCCUCAGUGCCAAGGUUUUCGGGGGAGGGGGCGCAGGGUCGGGGGUGGGCACCGGGGACGACGACCUCCCCAACACGACGACCAGCGAGACGAUGGCUGCAGCGCAUCACUUCCUGCUGAGCCCGGAACACCCCGGAACCGGUAACUCGGCCACCUCCUCUUCAGCGCUCCGCCCCGGGUCGGCCAACCACCUGCACCUGAUGGGCGGCGACGGGCUCGGUGGGUUCUCCUCGGACUCCUUGUUCCUGCGGCCCCUGCACGACGGCCUUGGAAGCCCCAGGGGUGGAGGCGGAGGGUUCCCCGACCCAUUCUCUCUGGACUUCCAGCGGUCCAGCCUGGGCCUGCAUUCUCUGGCCCGGGCCACUACGGAGGGCUCCCUGGGCUUCCCUGGGUUCCGGCACAUCGCGCCUAAAAUGUCCGCCGGCGUGGGGAAAGGAGGAGGAGCGGGGUCGGUCCUCCAAGACGCCAUGUCUUCCUCCAGCCUCGGGGGCGGGGGGCCCCUGCUACUGAACGGGUCCGGCGGGUACGAGUCGGGGCCCGCCUCGUCGUCCUCCCAUCGACCCCAGCUGACCCGAGCCUCCGCGGACGUCCUGUCCAAAUGCAAGAAGGCCCUGUCAGAACACAACGUCCUGGUGGUGGAGGGGGCCCGCAAGUACGCCUGCAGGAUCUGCUGCAAGACCUUCCUGACCCUGACCGACUGUAAGAAGCACAUCCGGGUCCACACGGGGGAGAAGCCCUACGCCUGCCUCAAGUGCGGCAAGCGCUUCAGCCAGUCCUCCCACCUGUACAAGCACUCCAAGACCACCUGUCUGCGCUGGCAGAACAGCAACAUGCCCAACGCCUUGCUGUAGGGGGCAGGCCAAGACCCAGGAAGCAACGGUGUGUCUUGUUGUUUUGCCGCUCAGUAGACAGAUGUGCAGCUCGGCUUCCCGGGUCGGCCGUUGUCCGGAUGUUAAACCUUGGUUUUGUCUGUGUGCCAUACGGGCCGGUGCUUUGUUAUCCACAUCACUGGGCACGUUUUAAAUGUUUCUUCAAAACCCAAAAGAAAAGCUAAACGACCCAUCUGCUACCAGAGUACUAAAGAAUUGCCAUAGUGGAUGGAAGCUGAAUGCUAACAAGCUCAAACGCAUAAGUCAGUCGUUGUGUGGGUUGACCUGAUACGAUAGGUUUUCAGGAGUUUAAAAAAAAAAACCUUGGGAAGUACAUUAUUCUGAGUAGGGACAGCUGAAAGGAUGAGGUUUGCGAUGAUAAGGGUUGCCAUUAGACAGAUUAUUUCGUUCUGAUCUUUGUGAAAAGGUGGGUGGGUGCUGAGCUACAUUAAUUUCGAAAACACCCCACCUGAGUUCAUAGUUUUUCUCUCCAAAAAACUCAGUUGGAGGAUCAUAUAGUCAUGGGGUGUUAAAGUAAAAGCCAAAAUAUAAAUAUCCACACUCUGCACCUAGAAAGUCCUUCGUGUCAGUCUCAGCUGUGCUGCAUCUAAAGACUCUGUCAGAAACCAAUGCUGUUAGCCAAAUCAACAGUGUUGCGCAUAUUCAUUUGAGGCCCUAGUGGUAGUCCCCAAAUCCUGGUGCCAUGUACUACCACCUGAGCCCAACAGAAACGCUGAACGAUUUAGGUUGACUGCUUUCCUUUUGGAACUUUGUUCCUGUCUGAACCAUAUUCAGAACAUUUCUGAAACAGGAUAGCAACUUUAGAACAUAUCUAAAGCUAUAACUACAGCUUCCUGCUCAUUCCAUGCUUUAUUAUGGGAAUCUUACAACCAGGGUAUCUGUUCAAACUUUCUGGAAAGACAGGGAAUGUUUUUGAAAGUAACAGGAAUUUUGCAACCUGCAACCCACAGCUUGGCUUAAUGGGCAGCCUGGGCUUUAGUCUGUUUGUGCCUUCUAACUUCCUCCUUUCACUUGCUCGUCUGCUCAGAUGGUAUUUAGUUCCGCUGUAGUUCAGCACACAAACGGGGACCACAACUGAUUCCGGGUCGGAACCACCUUUGCCUUCAGAACAUCCUGUCAGGGGAUUAAUUCUGUAAGGUGUCUGAAACUUUCCACAGGGAUGUAUGUCCAUGCUGACGGGAAGUCUUCGCAUCGUGAUUGGUCCAAGCUGGCCACUGAGUGUUUGGGCUGUCAACAUUUGGGCUGUUCCUUGAAACAAACUAGACCGCGAUUAGAUCAUCUCUAGCCAAUCAAUGUCAAAGCCUAUGUUGCAUUUCCCAGAUGUAGUUAUCCCUGCGUAUACUGGCUCAACCAAUCAGUUUCUAGGACCGAUAAGACGGACACUAUCACUUUCUACGACCAAUCAGAAAGCUUAUGUUGUUUUUGCAGUCCUCAGAUCUUGUCUCCUUGGCUGGGAGUUUGAGUUGACUUGGCCAUUUUUGGCCCUCUUGGUCUCCGUGACUAAUGAAUGUCUGAGACCAGACGGGACCUUUCAUGGCCCUUACUUUGGUCAAUGUCAAAGGGGCAUUUUGUUUUUUAGUUUAUUUAUGAAGUUGCCUUUUGAGUUGGGCAUUUCAAAUGCAACAGUGUUACCAACUGUGGGAGAGUGGGACUCAGUCAUUCGUCUUUGGGAUGAGAUGGCGUGAUGUGAGUCAAAGCUCUGGUUCACACCAAGACACGAGAGCGGUUAGCACCUCGUCCAGAUUUGCCUUUGUCCCGUUCACGAUGACUUCUGCCCCGUACGGACGCCUGCUUCUGAUUGGCUCAGAGCAGGCGUCUAGCGAUUCAACAAGACGAAAUGCUAAGCGUUAGGCCCUAGACACCACAGCCUGUAGUGAGGGAGUGAGUUAGCGCAUUGGGGAGGAGGCGCCCUGCACCCUCAGUGGUGUCUGUCUCUAACCAGAGUCUUUAGGGCUGAAGUGGCACCAAUCCUCUCCUCACUCAACCAGACAGUGGAUUUGUAAAUAUUGCCCAUUUAUGAGGCAGUCAAUUCAGAGAUUAAACCAAAUUCCAGGUUUUCUGAUUGAAACGCAUUGAAGACAAUUGGAACAGUUUGGAGUUGGCUCUAACCCAGGUGGCUUGUACCUUUUUUUUAUACGUUGGGAAUUAAAACGAGUGUCUACCUAGAUCCAGAAGUUGUUAGGUAUCAGGCAAGAACAGCUUUGGGGCCCAGUUUACUAUAACAUUGUUGUUCUUGGUUGUUAGAUGUUGUGGAACAGUUUGGUACAGUAUCUGUGCUUUCUAAACGUCUUUUUUAUACCUCGAUCUUAUACCGAAACCGUAACAUAGUCUUUAGACAAGACCUUAUUUAUUUUAUUUUUUAACCUAACCAAAAAAAAGAUGAAUAACUGCUGAUAAGAAUGUUGGACUGUGUGAUUCUGUGUUUCCAUGUCGAUGCAGUUCCGUUCUGAGCUCAGUUCUUCUAUGAGCCCGUUGGGCCAAAAUGCAGGAUGUUGAAUAUUGUACUAAUUCUAGACAUUUGGUUACAUGCUGUUAUUUAAAUAUGCCCCGUAUUAAUGGGGUGCUAACAAGGCUGCCAUGUGUUGAAUUGUCUUUUAUCAUAAUACAGAUACCUUCCUGACCCAAGUCUUUAAACGACUCCACUUGUAGUUCAUUGAUGUGGUGAACUAAUGAGUCAAGCAAGCAAGUUUAUUUAUAUAGGACAGUUCAUAUGUAGACGCAAUUGAGUGUGCUUUACAAAGAAAAAGAUAAAAAUACAAUAGAAUAAAAACAUUAAGUAGAAACAAAGCUCUUGUGAGUUACUGAUGACAGUGUCUGAAAUGACGUUGGCGGCUCUGUUUAGACCAAUGAGAUGGGGUGCAGUACUGACCCGGUCUUUCCUGGGCUAGGGCACUUCUUUGGAUCAGACUGCCCUGAUCAAGACUAGGGUGACAUUAGACACUCGCCAAGGUUUUACUGUAGUGUGUCAUCACUUCUGCCCCGGCAGAUUCUUUGAGCGGACCUUCUGAUUAAUCCUCCAUUCCGCUGUGGAAACUCACCUCAACCCAAUAACUUGGAGCUGAUAAUGAGCUUUGUCUAAUGCAUUUAUCACUGAAGUAUUACUAGUUUUGUAGUGAAGCCUUUUUCAAUCAAGCAGAAUCCAUGGGUACCCUGAGGGACAGUAGGACCCCUGUGUAAGAGAUCCAGAAUUGCUUCCAUCUCUCACUGUGACCAAAUCCCAGUUUCCAUGGUGCUGUCCUCUGUGGCUGUAGUCUAACUGAAUCUUGUUUUUAUUGUGUUAAAGGCUUUUCAAAAAUGUGAAUCUUUUUAAAGUGCACUGUAAAGUGAUAUUCAUAUAACAGAAGCCUGUGUGUAAAUGUACCAGAAGGCCUACACAGAACAACCAUUCAGAUUAUGUAAUAUAUACUUAUGAAGAAAAAGCUAUUGCCUUAUUCCUCUCUUGCUGGCAUAGAAAGCCAGGCCCCCUAACCUCUCACCCAUAACCCCUAACCCCUCACCAACAGUGAUGGAUUUGCAGUUACUGUUGACUUUCUACAUGUAUAAUCCAGUUUCGACAUUGUUCAGGUACCAUCUAGUGGCUGGUUCCUGUCUAGUGCACUACUCCUGCCCCACAGCCCCUGACCCACAGCCCCUGACCCACAGCCCCUGCCCCACAGCC
Messenger RNA from Esox lucius (northern pike), 6335 nucleotides. Its product is annotated as zinc finger and BTB domain-containing protein 5. Bases 464 to 2638 code for a protein of 724 amino acids. Gene Ontology annotation, biological process: regulation of transcription by RNA polymerase II. The record is from RefSeq and is a predicted model, not a curated record. Gene Ontology annotation, molecular function: protein binding; RNA polymerase II cis-regulatory region sequence-specific DNA binding; DNA-binding transcription factor activity, RNA polymerase II-specific. NCBI's taxonomy places the organism in Eukaryota, Metazoa, Chordata, Actinopteri, Esociformes, Esocidae. The transcript has 4 exons. Gene Ontology annotation, cellular component: nucleus.